Molecule: messenger RNA, 546 nt
Organism: Echinostoma caproni
Lineage: Eukaryota; Metazoa; Platyhelminthes; Trematoda; Plagiorchiida; Echinostomatidae
Source: the annotation of a GenBank genome assembly
AUGUCUGUUAUCGGCCGUUUGCUGUGCAGACGACUCUGAACUCAGUCGUAUUCGUUUAUCACGGGGGCCCGCGUAUCCAGUUCCCCUUUGGCUGUUACCAAUGCUGAUCUAGCUUCAUCCAAAGUCGAAGGCAACCUAAUCCAACGCGAGUGUGCCAAACUCGAGGCCCGCGUUCGCGCGGAACUUUAUUUCGCUCUCCAAUAUCCGGAGUUGGAAUUGCGGAAACUGCACACCACCGCCUGGAACCGGUUAUGGUUCUCUGGUGUCACAUUGAGCCAUUCGUUCGCUCCAGGCGUCUUGAACGGAAAACACAUCAAUGCCACGCUCUACUACUUGGUAUCCAACACUCCAGAUCGGUUAUCCAUUCAAACAAAUAUCAACAAGACUGUGGUAGAUGAGUAUAAACUUCGAGCCCGGUCGCGAUACAAUUGUUCCACUGGAUCUGGUUUACUACUGAAAAUUUCCCUGUUCACGCAACAGAAGUAUCAGAUGUUUUUAUUGCAGGCUCUUUUGUUCUGUUUCGCUGUUGCACCUCUGAAUCGUUAG